Molecule: messenger RNA, 1902 nt
Organism: Scomber japonicus (chub mackerel)
Lineage: Eukaryota; Metazoa; Chordata; Actinopteri; Scombriformes; Scombridae
Gene: rft1
Product: RFT1 homolog
Exons: 10
Coding region: 223-1848 (541 amino acids)
Biological process (GO): dolichol-linked oligosaccharide biosynthetic process; glycolipid translocation
Cellular component (GO): endoplasmic reticulum membrane
Source: RefSeq, a predicted model, not a curated record
CUCUGCUAUCAUACAAUGUUGUCACAGCUACUGCUUUACAACGUUAUAGCUGCCGUUCUCAUUUUUGAAGCAGAAACAUUGACAUUUAUCACAGUGUGAUGGUUCGGUAGCUACAACCGUGACUUAAGUAUUUGAUUUAUAAUGAAUUUAUCUACCGUAGAAAGCAGAGGAUAAUCUGUCAAUUUCACUCAAAAGUUUCCAGCGAGCUAGAAAAAGUUCAAAAUGAGCUCUCAAGAUGUGCUGAAGGAUGCGUCCACAUUAGCAUCGUAUAAUGUGUUGCUACAGGUGAUGUUCCGGGUACUCACCUUCUUAUUGAAUGCAUUCACACUACGGUUUGUGUCCAAAGAGCUGAUUGGUGUUGUCAAUGUCAGGCUCACACUUCUCUACUCCACAUUAGUAUUUUUAUCCAGAGAGGCUUUCCGGAGAGCGUGUCUGAGUAGGGGAUCAGGGGCAAACCACAGCUGGAGACAAGUUAUUAACCUGCUGUGGCUGACGUUGCCUCUUGGUGUAUUAUGGGCAGCCUUGCUGACCUGUGUGUGGCUGUGGCUCCUGGAGGCCCCAGAUCCUCAGACCAUACCUUUCUAUGGCCCUGCUGUGGUGUUGUUUGCCUUUGCAGGAGUGCAGGAGCUCCUGGCUGAGCCCCUCUGGGUCCUGGCUCAAGCUCACAUGUUUGUACGACUGAAGGUGGCCGCUGAGAGCUUAGCAAUGAUUGCUAAAUGCAGUUUAACAGUUGUGCUGGUGGUAACUUCACGUGAAUGGGGCCUUUACAUCUUCUCUGCUGCUCAUUUGGUGUACACAGGAGUUCUGGUGCUGUGCUAUGCUGUUUACUUUCUUCGUUUCUUGGGGUCUAAAGAGGCGACCAAGAAGGGUUUUCCUUUACAAAGUGUUGGAGAUCUGCUGCCUCACAAAACUGAUGGAAAGCCACUGGUUGAUUGGACUUUGGCUCGACUCACGUGGAGCUUCUUCAAGCAGUCCUUCCUGAAGCAGAUCCUGACGGAGGGUGAGCGUUACGUCAUGACCUUCUUGAACGUCCUCAGCUUUGGAGACCAGGGUGUUUACGAUAUAGUUAAUAAUCUGGGCUCCAUGGUGGCGCGCUUCAUCUUCUUGCCUAUCGAGGAGAGCUUCUACAUCUUCUUUGGCAAAGUGCUGGAGAGAGGCCGUGAUGCCAAAAGCCAAAAACAGGAGGAUGUUACUAUAGCAACAGAAGUCCUGGAGUGUCUGCUGAAACUGGUGCUGGUGAUUGGUCUGAUCAUCACAGUAUUUGGCUACGCCUACUCUCACUUGGCUCUGGACAUUUAUGGCGGCUCUCUGCUGAGUAGUGGGGCAGGUCCCUCUUUGCUGCGAUGCUACAGCUGCUAUGUCCUCCUGCUAGCUGUAAAUGGUGUAACCGAGUGUUUUGUAUUUGCGGCCAUGAGCCAAGAAGAGGUUGACAAGUAUAACCUGGUGAUGCUGGCUCUGUCUGUGUCUUUCCUGCUCCUGUCCUACAUGCUGACAUGGUGGGCAGGGGGUAUUGGCUUCAUACUAGCCAACUGUCUCAACAUGGGUCUCCGCAUCUCACACAGCCUGCUUUACAUACAUCGCUACUUCCAGUCCACUCCAUGGAAACCUCUGCGAGGCCUAUUGCCUUCCCCGUUCCUAUUGCUGGCACUGGCUGUCAGUGGAGUAAUCACAGCAGUGUCUGAGGGUUUUUUCUGUUGUGACGAUGGCUGGUUGCUACGCCUGGUCCAUAUCUGUGUGGGAGCAGUGUGUCUGCUCUGCGUACUUGUAACUGUUCUUCUCACAGAGACUCGGCUCAUUCAGUUCGUGAGGACUAGGCUCUUGCCCCAGUACAGAAAAAAACACACAUAAAUUAAAUGGGGAAAUGAUUUUACUGAACUGGAAGAAAUCUACAAACAGCAGCUG